UGGAGAAGUCUUUCCGAGCACUAGUCGCGCCUCUUACCGUGCGCGACCGGGUGGAAUGGAGAUACUACGGACCCUAGCUCACCAACCUGUUAACAGCAAAAACAUGUGCGAAAGGUCAAAAGCAGCCGACCUGAGAUCGAAGAAAUCGGAGCAUCACACGCACGCCCAUCAGGAGCUAUCUCGGAUUGUUACGGAUUACAAGACAGGCAGAUGUUACUGCAGGGGGAAACUGCUCGGAAAGGGAGGUUUCGCCAAGUGUUAUGAAUUUUCGGACUUGGUCACUGGCAAGGUGUACGCUGCUAAAAUCAUUCCACACACUCGCGUCUCCAAACCGCACCAAAGGGCGAAGAUCGACAAAGAAAUUGAGUUGCACCGAGGACUCCACCACAAACACAUCGUGCAUUUUUACCAUAAUUUCGAGGACAAAGACAACAUCUACAUUCUUCUGGAAUACUGCAGUCGAAGGUCUCUGGCUCACAUACUGAAAGCACGCAAGGUCCUUACAGAGCCAGAGGUCAGAUACUACCUCAGGCAGAUAGUGGGUGGACUGAAGUACUUACAUGAGCAGGAGAUUUUACACCGAGACCUAAAACUGGGCAAUUUCUUCAUCACAGAGCUGAUGGAACUGAAGCUGGGGGACUUUGGCCUGGCUGCCAAACUGGAACCGGUGGAGAGCCGCCGGAGAACCAUCUGUGGAACCCCCAACUACCUGCCUCCCGAGGUCCUCAACAAGCAGGGCCACGGCCGCGAGUCCGACGUCUGGGCCCUUGGAUGUGUCAUGUACACCAUGCUGCUGGGUAGACCCCCGUUUGAGACCACCAACCUGAAGGAGACGUACCGCUGCAUCCGAGAGGCUCACUACUGCCUGCCCAGCUCGCUGUCCAGCACGGCCCAAUCGCUCAUCAGCAGCAUGCUGGCCAAGAGCCCGCAACACCGCCCCCAGCUGGACAACAUCCUCAGCCACGACUUCUUCACACAGGGCUUUACACCAGAGAGGUUGCCGGUCAGUUGCUGUGUGUCAUCUCCAAACUUCCAGCGCAGUCCGGCCCGAAACUUCUUCAGGAAGGCUGCAGCGGCUCUGUUUGGUGGGAGGAGAGAGAAGGAGAGAUACUACCACACAAUAAAGCUCAGUAAAGAGGAGGAGGUGCACAGACUACAGAGCGACCUGAAGAAAAUCACCAUCAGCACUCCAGCAGCCACAGACACUGCUAGUGUGGAUAGUGUGUUGCCCCUGGCGCGGAGGUCCACUCCCCCUCCUGCAUCUGCUGAUGAGGUCAGAGACUCCAUCCACAUGAUCGUCAGGGGAGCCCUGGGGGCCAGCAGCAGCAGCAGCAGCAGCACCGAAGGUGUGGAGGAUGGCAGCAUGGCCAGUGUGGUGGACAGUGUGGCCAGAGUCCUUCGAGAUUGUCUGGAAAAAAUGGCAGAAGCCGAGUCCAUCCCGAAGAAGAAAGGGGGCAGCACGUCGUUCCUCUGGGUUACCAAGUGGGUGGACUACUCCAACAAGUACGGCUUUGGCUACCAGCUGUCUGACCACAGCGUCGGUGUGCUGUUCAACAACGGCACGCACAUGAGCCUUCUUCCAGACAAGAAGACUGUGCAUUACUCUGCAGAGCUGGGCAGUUGCUGUGUGCUGUCCAGCGCAGAGGCCAAAGAGUCCUUUCAGGGCCAGGUCACCAUAUUGAAAUACUUCGCCCACUACAUGGAAGAGAACCUCAUGGAUGGUGGAAAUUUGUCAAAGGGCACAGAUGUCAGUAAGCCCAGCCUCUAUCUGCUUCAGUGGCUUAAGUCAGAUCGAGCACUUAUGAUGCUGUUCAAUGACGGCACCUUUCAGGUGAACUUCUACCACGACCACACCAAGAUCAUCCUGUGUCGCGAGGGCAAGGCGCACCUGCUGAGCUACAUCAACGAGGACCGCGUAUCCACCACCGUGUGCCUCAGUGCGUUACUUACCAACGGCUGCUCCGCACAGCUGCGAGAGCGCCUUCACUACGCCUACAACAUGCUGAUGCAGUUAUGCAUCUGAGCGCUACACCUACAAUAUGUUGAUGCAGUUAUGCAUCUGAGCGCUACACCUACAGUACAAUAUGUUGAUGCAGUUAUGCAUCUGAGCGCUACACCUACAGUACAAUAUGUUGAUGCAGUUAUGCAUCUGAGCGCUACACCUACAACAACGUGCUAAUGCAUCGCAGCUACUAAAAACAACAGACUAAAAAGUAACUGAUGCAUCAAGACAGUUGGACACUAACAUGUUACAUCUUCAACAUGCAGCUGCAGAUGCAGAACAGUACAUAGCUGCCUAUGAGGGCUUAACGUGUGUGGUGUGCGUGCGUGUGUGUGUGUGCAUGCGUGUGUGAAGUCCCACUGGAGUCAUGGGAGAACUAAGAGGAGGUGGGAACAGCUAUACAUAAAUGACCCUGGGCUGGACCCAGAGGAUGUGUACUGUAUGUACAUACACACCUACUGUACUCACUGAUCUUUGACUGAAGCAGAGGACAGUGGAGAUUGCUUAGUACAGACUCUUAGGGCCUUUGCACCCUACAAUCCAUCAUUACAUCUGCGUAUUUUCAAUCUGUCAAACAUAGAACGUCACUGUUCACUGAGGUUUGCUGUAGAACGUUUCAGUUCACUGCAGUAGUCUUGUUCACUGCAUCUCUAUGAGGAUGGAAAAAAAUCGAAACCUACAGUAGACGAAAGUUUCACAGUCAGUGUUUAAAUGUGAUUGACACAUCGUGAGGUUGUGUUUAUUUUAUAUGGUGUCGUUCAAUUUCGGACAAAAACACACACUCAUUGUCCAGUGGCCUCUAGACUAGGGCUAGGAGGGCGUCAGCAAAAGCACUCCUUUACUUUGUGGCCUACCCAGUGUAAAGCAGCAAUCCGUGUAACUGUGAACUGUUCUGUGCUAGAACAAGAAGGUUUGGCGGUGGUCAGAGAUAGAGGAGGAUACGCAGCUACGUGUACAGCUGAUGGAUGGACAGGUCCAUGGCGUGGUGUCCACCGACCCAAACAGCAAUACAGGCACCAGGGACGCCCAAGCAACUUGGUAUCGAUAGCUGUUUUUUUGGUGCCUGUCAUAGACUGUUGUGUUGAGCACUGUGUAUUUAUUUAUUUAAUAAAGUCAUUGAAUAGUUGUAA
Molecule: messenger RNA, 3132 nt
Organism: Alosa sapidissima (American shad)
Lineage: Eukaryota; Metazoa; Chordata; Actinopteri; Clupeiformes; Clupeidae
Product: serine/threonine-protein kinase PLK2-like
Exons: 14
Coding region: 56-2023 (655 amino acids)
Biological process (GO): regulation of cytokinesis; protein phosphorylation; mitotic cell cycle
Cellular component (GO): nucleus; spindle pole; centrosome
Molecular function (GO): protein binding; protein serine/threonine kinase activity; ATP binding
Source: RefSeq, a predicted model, not a curated record